Messenger RNA from Notolabrus celidotus (New Zealand spotty), 5000 nucleotides. It is a transcript of the gene adamtsl7, whose product is annotated as ADAMTS-like 7. Gene Ontology annotation, molecular function: metalloendopeptidase activity. Gene Ontology annotation, biological process: extracellular matrix organization. Lineage: Eukaryota; Metazoa; Chordata; Actinopteri; Labriformes; Labridae. Gene Ontology annotation, cellular component: extracellular matrix. The transcript has 15 exons. The coding region runs from base 2638 to 4650 and encodes 670 amino acids. The record is from RefSeq and is a predicted model, not a curated record.
GAAGUUUGAAUUUCGCACGUUGACUUCACUUCCUGCUUCCGGUUUGUGCGUCGCCUGCUCUCUUGUGGUGGAAAACGAAAAUAGGCAAGACCAUGGGUAAAGCUGAAAUGCAGACUGCUGGAAACGUGGUGUACAUACAGAGAACAGUUCAGCAGAGGCCACAUAACCAAACAGUGGAGGCAGCUGGCCAGGACGGGACAUAAGGACAUCAAACAACCCACAGCUGGAGGGAAAAAAGAGGGAGAAGAAGAAGACUGUGAGGAGAGGAGACAAGAAAAAUGGGAGAAAAGGGGUGAAGAGGAAGAUGUCAAAGUUAGGAAAGUAGAGAAAAGAGUAGAAAAACAGGGAAUGUCCGGAUAAGUCUUUAACUUUAGUGUUGAGCUAAAUUUUUAAACUGUAUUGUUCAUUCUCACUGUCUUUUUCUAUUUCAUCUUCCUUUGUUCUUCACUGUUCUGUGGUCAGAGUGGCCAGUAAGGAGAGACACUAACUAAACACAUUUUGAAUACUCACACAUGUUUGAUCCUCUAAAAAGCACUGUUGUAGGCUUUGUAUAAUUUUUUUUUGAAAUCCAUCAGCAAGAGCUCCUUGAUUCCCAAAUCUGCAUGAGCUCACAAUUUUUACUGCACAUUAAAACAUAUCUUCAAUGAACUGUAACAACGUGUAAGCCAGAGGGUGUUUCCCCCGCUGGGUCCUUUUAUAAGAUGCAAUUCAGGAAAAAUGUUUUUCUUCUUUCGCAAGUUAAAAAAAAUGGUUGUAAUGCUUUGGGAGGGCAAGUUCUGUUACAGUCAAUGGUUUUAACAGACAUCACAGGCCUUCCAUGGCCAUGGCCAGCCUGGGUUUGGAUGAGGGUUUGCCUGUUCAGUUUCACAUACACAAACUUUAGUACUGAGUCUUUGCAGUUAGGGGGACUCAGUUGGUUUUGCUAAAUCCGUACUAAUCCCACAAAAAGCUGAAAGCCUAAAACUACACAUAUUUGAGAAAUGUGUCGUGAGAAACCUGCACCUUCGCGGUUUGAAUUGGGCUUGGUUUGUCCGUGUACUGCAUGAAUGUCUGGCUUCUUGCUCUUACAUGUCACUUAUUUAACAAAUAAGUGUGUAAAGGAGUCACCACUUAAAGCCGCUCUCAGGAACUCAUGCCGUGUGUAUAGAAUCAGCUAUUAAGCUGUCCCAGUGGAAACCAGACGUUGUAGCCCAUACAGUUCCUGUCUUGGACAGAAUUCCUGGUAUUCCCUGACAGACUUUUGGAGGCUCCUUGAGUGCCUGUGUCAUAGCUCAGUGACGUUUCUCUGCAGGGGGCCGGCGUCUGAGACCUGGCUGUGUCCCAUAGAGAUGUAUAAAAAGAAAACAUUAAAGUGUAGUCUAGAAGUUGUAUAGGUGAAUACAGUAAUAAUGGUUUGUGGUGCAAGGUCAGAGUCCUUUCGUGUGUUUCAGGUCAAGCGGUCAAGAUGGAUGCAUACAGAGCAAAAGAGUGGUCCAAGAAAUACACACGAAUUGUCUCUCCCCUUAUGUCUUAGGAUGUCCUUAUGAGACUUUUCUUACUCACUAUGCUGCUUUCACAGUCCUGAUCAUUUCCCCUUGUUUAACAGACGUUGCAUCAUCCUUUAUUGCUUUAUUCACACAUAUGUGCCUCAUAUAUCUUUGUGGUUCUCCAGACACAAACAUAAGCAUCCACACGAGCGCACACACAAUCACAAAGAAACAGAGGUACUUUAGAUAAGUUGGGAAAAUUCACAGUGCUGGUAAUUUCACACUCAUGUUCUGAACAGCUGCAGUGUCGAUCAACAAGGGUAAGAUUGGACAUGUUUUGGUUUCUGUGACUCCCUACAAGCCCAAAACAGGUAGGAAAAACACAUCCACUCUACUCCCGCCCUUUAAAUGCCUUUCACUGCAUAGCCAAGUUAGUGAACUUUCAAGGUAGUUUAUGAUAUCUAAAACACUCACAUCUCAUUUUGCACCAUAUAACAGUGGAAAGUUAAAGACCCAGACAUGUUACACUUCAUUGUCUGUUCAGAGGGUCCUUUGCCAAGAGCUGAAACACCCAGUGAGGGGAAUAUAUUACACCCAGAUGUGUGUGAAUGCCCCCAGAUCAUUAACGUUUAUGCAAAUAUUACCGUAACCUAUCCAGAUGAAGCAUCUGAGUGUGUGUCACUCUGAGGGUUUGAUCUUUGGCCAGUGGAUUUACAGUCAUGUCUGAAUAGAUUUUGUAGUUUCCCGACAUAGUAUGGUGUUAAUCUGAGUCACAAUAAAAUUGGCAUCCCUUGAGUGUGAAUCACUGAUGAAAGAGUAUUGAAUCACCACUGAAAUCAACUCCAUUAUAAAUGAAUUGUGUUCUUUAUAGAGAGAGACAAAGAAGGGAGUGAUAUGUUGUGAAUACAUUUGACAUAUUUUUGGAUUAUCAUCAGUCCAGGCUAUUGUGGUAUUUUUAAUUUAGAUUUUCAACUUUCAUUUUUUCCAUAGUCUGUCAAAGAAAAGAAAACUUCAGAGCAAGCUUUAGAAAGUGAAAACAAGAAAAGGGUGGAGAUGUCAGAGCACAAUCAAGAGUGAUGUGUGUCCAAAGCUUCACAGGGAGACCUAUUAGUUUUGGAUAAGGCUACGGCAAACACUUCAGGGGCCUGCUCUCUUGCCAUAAACACACUUCAUGAGCUGUCACAACAUUCAUACUGAGGUGCAAAAUACAAGUGGCCGCGACUGGAAACAACUCGAAGAAAUAUGCCUCUACAAUUAUCCAACACUGUCUCCAAACAUUUCCCCCAAAUUUGGUCUGUUCUCCCUCCCACCCCUUAAGCCAGCCCUGCCUCACAAACACACACUCCCCCAUGAAACAUGCGCUCUUCCUUGGGAUACAAACACCAGCAAGCACCCUCUCGAGGGAUUUGAGGUGGUGAAGGGGAAUUUCUCUCAAAUUUUCCUUCGCGUUGGCUACCAUAAGAUUACAGAGAUUCCUGCAGGAGCACGCAACAUCAGCAUACAGGAGACGAUAAAGAGCCGAAACUACCUAGCUCUGCGGUCACAAACUGGUGUCUCCAUCAUCAAUGGAAACUGGGUGAUUGACAGGCCAGGGCUCUUUAUUGCUUUGGGAACGCAACUAGUUUACCAACGACCCAAUGAAAUCCGCUCUCGCAACGGAGAGUCUAUCACUGCACCUGGACCACUCACUGAGGACCUGCAUGUUUAUUUGAUCUACCAGCAACCAGGUCCCAGUGUAUACUAUGAAUACAGUGUGCCUUUACAAAACACACAUCCAACUCACAAGCCAGUCACACCUACUGAUAUUAUACCCUCGGUGACAGCAGUAACUACAUCCAACACAGGUGAGAAGGUCCACCAAGGUGACAACACUAACAAUGACAUCAAAGAGGGAACCCACCCUAACCAGGUUCCCUCGGACCCCAGUGUGACAUCAGUUCCUUUUACCACCUACACCUGGACAAAGAGAGGACACUCAGAGUGCAGCACAACAUGUGGCAUUGGCAGGUGGCAGAUAAUGUGGGAGUGUGUUGAGAGAGUUUCCCAGGUGACAGUUCCUGCUGACCUCUGCAACCCAACCCUCCAACCAACACACAAGGAAGAAGAAUGCAACACUCAGCCAUGUCCCCCAUACUGGGAUGUUGGGGAGUGGUCAGAGUGCAGCAGGAGGUGUGGACCUGGCAAUCAGCAGCGCCAGGUCAUCUGCCGCCAUGUCACUCAUGUUCACAGCAAUGGGACGGAGACCUCAGUUACUGUGGCACCAAAGAUGUGUGGGCUGUCUGAUAUGCCAGUAACCAAGUCUACAUGUCAGCUAAAGAUCUGUAGCCAGUGGGAGAUCCGAUCUGAGUGGAGCCCAUGUUCGGUGCCAUGUGGGGUAGGCCAGCGUAGCAGGGAGGUUGUGUGUGUGAGCAACCAGGGUGAUGUGGAGGAGGAUGAGGAGUGUAACAUGAACUUAAGGCCAGACACACUACAGAACUGUGACAUGGGAGCCUGUGCACGCAGCUGGUUCACCUCUUUUUGGAGCCAACGGUGCUCUGCAGAUUGUGGCCAAGGCAAUCAAACUCGUGCAAUAGUGUGCCUGGUAGAUCAUGUGACUGAUCUCCCAUUGGGCAGCUGUGAAGGGGAACGCCCACCAGAGGUGACAUCAUGUGACUCGGGCCCCUGUCAGGACCGCCUUGAGUGGUACACAGGACCCUGGGGUCAGUGUUCUGCAGAGUGUGGCAAUGGUACACAGACCCGGAGUGUGGCUUGUAUUUUUAACAACAACGGUGUGAAGGAGGUUGUGGACCAGUUAAAAUGUUCCAGUCUCCUUCAGCCAAUCACCACUCAGCACUGCCAUCUGAAACCAUGUGGUGUCCAGUGGUAUGUCACAGAUUGGAGCGCAUGUUCACGCUCCUGCAACAGUGGAUACAGAGUACGUGAGGUGCGUUGUCUUACAGACAACAUUACCCCAAGCGACCAGUGUGACCCAGAUUUAACUCCAGAGACUCGAGAAGAAUGCAACAAACAACCUUGUGUAGCUGAGAUCAACCCAUCAUGCAGUGACCAGUAUCAUAACUGCGUAGUGGUGGUUCAAGCUCGACUCUGCAUUUACCCUUACUACAGAAGUGUCUGCUGUGCCUCCUGCUCCCGUUCCCAGAAAUCCCUCCCCAAAUCAUUUCAAAAGAACUACAUACACAGGUGAUGAUGCCAACAAAAGGUUAAAGCACCUUGACCUUAGACUCAGUAAUAAUACAGCCCUGGGAAAAUGACAGUGAAGAGUGAUUUCAGUCAAAAGCACAACCCAGUAAUCAGUUGCCUCCUUCUGAACUCUGCCACACGCACCAGCAAAGCACUAACACUUCUGUAGGAGUGACACAUGACACCAAAGUUAACUUAAACAUUCCUAUUAGGAAUGGAAAACAGAAACAUAAAGCAGUUUUUUGAUAAGGAUUUCUUUAUGUAUAGGUUUAAAGUAUGUUUCAUUCUAAUUGUGACUUUUAACUGGACUAAUGCUAUGCUUGUAUUUAUUCUGAAUAAAGGCUGUAUUCUUCA